Sphaeramia orbicularis (orbiculate cardinalfish) is the source of this 2667-nucleotide messenger RNA. It is a transcript of the gene lrrc51, whose product is annotated as leucine rich repeat containing 51. The record is from RefSeq and is a predicted model, not a curated record. The coding region runs from base 37 to 579 and encodes 180 amino acids. Gene Ontology annotation, molecular function: protein binding. NCBI's taxonomy places the organism in Eukaryota, Metazoa, Chordata, Actinopteri, Kurtiformes, Apogonidae. The transcript has 5 exons.
GUGGUGUAAUUUUACAGAUGAGUGACUCAUAAGAGUAUGGAUGGUGCUCCAGUGGAUUUAUCUUUUAAAUGCAUCAACAGGUUGGCAGAUGCAUUGGCAGAGGAACCCAGUUGUGGACUGCGCCCUGUAAAAAGAAAUGCUGAGGGAAAGUACCUAAGCCGUUCCCUGCGUCUCAGUAAUAACAGUAUUUCUGGCCUUAAUGACCUCCAGAUGACUCUCAGCCACUUUCUGGCCCAGCCUUCACAACUUGCCUGGUUGGAUCUUUCCUUCAACAAAAUAUCACACAUAGACCAAGUUUUGUGCGAGCUUCAUGAAUUGCGUGUGUUGUACCUGCACGGCAACUGCAUUUUUAUUCUGUCAGAAGUGGACAGGCUUGGAGCACUGCCACAUCUACAUACCCUCACCCUACAUGGAAAUGACAUAGAAACCAACAAGGGGUACAGGAAUCAUGUGGUUUCUGCUCUGCCCCAUUUAAAAAUGAUGGACUUCAGCGGAGUAACGCGCCAGGAGCGAGUCUUGGCAAAUGUUUGGCAUCACAGCAGCAACAGAAGCAGAAGCAGCAAGGACACUCUGCACUGAUGAAAGACUUAUCUCCAUGGCAGCGUUGAAACUAUGGUUUCACUUUAAAUGUUGAUCUAGAUUCAUUACUUCUAUGCAGUAUUUGAUGCAUUUGUCUUUGUAUGUUUAUCUGCUAACAAUAUGUCUGUAAUAUUGCCACUAAAUGAAGUUUUGGAAUAAUUACAAUGUUAAGAAUAAUACCUGUAUUUGGUUGAUACUGUAAGACUGUCGCUACGUCAUUACAGAACUCCUAACACUUCAUGAUUAUGCAAGUCAUUCAUUCAUUUUCCAAACUGCUUAACCCUCUGGAGGGUCACAGGGGUGCUGGAGUGUCUCCCAGUUACCAACAAGUAAAAGGUGGGCUACACCCUGGAAAUUAAUUUAUUAAAACAAGGGAGUGCUUAUGUUGAAAGUCUUUAAUGAAUUAACCAAAAAAAUAAAAUAAAAAACCUUCAACUUAAGUUUUUGGUACUAGCCUAACUUACAAACAUACUUCAGGUAGUAUUACACAUUUGAGUAACAAACAAAACAGAAAAAAAAUGCCAAGAACCCAUUGCAAAAAGCUUAAAUCAAAUGCGUGGUUGAAAUAAUCACAGCCUUGCAGAUCAUCCCUUUAGAGACUCAAGAGUGGCUUACCAUGCUCCCUGCAUCUAGCCUCAUGCUCUCGGACAAAGAGCAAAAAUACAUUUAAAAACACAAAUAAAUAAUCACAAAAGGUCUGGGAUCAUUUUCUCUGUUGUGGUACAUAGAUUGUUAACGCUCCACCACACUGCUACAAUGGUUAGUUUCUGAUUAAUGUCAACAACUUAAUCAUAUUACAAUCUGCAGCGAAAAGCUUUGUUUAAAAGCUAACAAACGCAGGCCUUAAAAUUGUUCUUGUGUUUUCAUAAAAACGCGUCACCACAAGAUCUUAGCCAGUCCUGACUGAUGAACUCUCUACAAAAAGAGGAACUUCAUACAAUCCAUCAUCUUAUCGUUUUUUAUAUUCAAUCAGAAAAUUCUGUACAGAGAAGGCAUGAAUACACAUUAUCUGUCCCUGCAGCCUGCACACACCCACCAUUUUUGUCUGUCCUCACUGUUAUUAAAUAUGCAAAGUUCUGGGAUUUGAGUUCAAGACCUACUUUCUCAAUGCUUUAGUGCUAGAAAACUGCAGAGGACAUGUUACAGUCUGUAAACGUGUGCACACGUGCCCCGAGAAAGCUUCACCUGUUCUCGCUCCAAGUGCCAUUUGCUGACCCACUGAUCAGCCCCUGAUUUAUUUGCAUCCUCACCCACCAGAGAACAGUCGCCAUGGACAACUAAACCAUGAGUAAAAGAUUACAUUGAACUAUAUAUUUCCUGCCUAGUCUGUUUGUCUGUAACACUGAAAUUUACUUGUGAAGUUUGGUUUGUCUUGAUAUUGUACUGACACAUGGUCUUUAUUGUUACACAUGUGAGGCUACGUUUGAUACCCUAAUCUGACCUGUGAACAUCAUGAGCGACUAUAAAGUGUAACUUCCCAAAUGAUUGAGACACCUUAUCUUUAAAGGAUAAUAGCCACCCCCUUUUUUAAACUAUGAAAUGAAUGAUUGAGGAAUGGACAGCAUCAUCAUAAAGCAACAGAACAAAGUUAAAGACAAUUCUUUUUCCUGCUCAAUGGUUAAAAUAGUGACCUGCUAUUUUUAUAUCUGUGGUGAUCAUUUCUAUUACUUCAUGACAAACACACUUCUCCUGUUUCAUUUGACAUCUUACAAAGUACAAACCCCAGAAUAGCCAGUGCCUUCUGCCAGAUCCCUACAGCUCUGUCCCAGGUGAAUAUACAGUGCAUUCUUUCACACUUGAAUAGCAGUCAGAAAUGUGGGGCUAGCCUUACUUGCCUGGGAGUAAAAGCUGAAAUAAUGACACAGAAACAGCGCAGGAAAAAAAGGUAACCGUAAAAAUAUUACAUAGAUCACCCGUGAUGCUGAUAAAGGAAGAUUUUUCCCCACAGGUGAUUAUGGCAAAGGCUGUAAUCCAGGCAUUUGAUACAGUGGAGGCCUUGUUGUCAAAAUGAGAUCACCCAUCUACUGAAGACCAUCUUCCAUCAUCCAUGACAACUCUUUGUCACUGUCCCAUAAUUAAUUACACUAA